UCGAUCCUUUGAACGAGAAAUUGAACCCUUUGUGUUUAUUUGAAUUGCGUUCGUAUUCCAGAUUCGAUUUCGGGCGGCAAUUUAAGUGAAAACAAUAGUUUUAAUUUGUUGAUCUAUUUAUCAUCAAUUUUAAAGUUCUGUGUGUCGUGCAGGUGCAUAGAAAAAGGACUAUGGAAGAAAUUUUGGGCCCGUCAAUAAUGAAACUCAUUAGAAGAAAUGGAUUCGAAUUGACUCUUACUGAGUCCAGAAACGAAUCCAAUCAAAGUGGCCAUUUUUCCACAGCAAUAGAUCCCGCCGGAAAUUCUGGAAGAUCUUUAGAUCUUUCUCCAGCCGGAUCUCCUUCGGCUGAACCAUUUAGCCCUGGAAUAAAGAAGAGUGGAUACCAUUCGACUCCUAGGAGUCGAUCUCCUGGAUAUAAUUCAGAAGAUACCACUAAUGAUGUGUUUUUCGGGGGCACUGGGUCGUCCUCUGCUGGACCGUCUACUGCUAGGAAGUCUACCGCAAUUGCGGGGCCGUCAACUUCCGGCUCAUCUGCUGCUGGAGCGUCCAUUGCUGGACCGUCUAUCUCUGUGCCGUACAACACUAGAGCGUCUAGCACUGAGUCGUCCAGCGCCAGGCCGUCUUCCGCUGGAUCUACCACCCCCGGUUAUUUUUCCACCGAACCAACAGUUCCGGUUACAACUGAGCCUGAUCAAGGAAAUGAAGAAGUGGACAUACAACCGGUGCUAGAGAGUAAUUCAAAAUUCAGGCCAAAUUUCUACAAAUUUUUGGCUCGAGGAAUUGUCCCGAAUCAUACCAUCAACCUAGAAAUGGUACGAGUUUUGUGUGACCAUUACUCCACCUCUAGGAUUAUGGUUGGGAAAUGACCUACGAGCGUGCGUAAUUUCAAUUAGAAAAAUGGGUGCCAGGGGCUGUAAGAGAAGCUCACUAGAUACAGAUCUACCCAUAGAUGUCAUCUAAGCUGCACCCCUUGUAAGAUGGGUGGAUCCCUUAAAUUUGACCGAGCACAAACAAAAGUCUUACGAACCACAUAUUAUAUGUCUAGGUGUUGUCUGACUGAUUUUUAAAACUAAAAUCUAUUUAACAUUCACAAC
Uranotaenia lowii is the source of this 1094-nucleotide messenger RNA. RefSeq names its product protein rtoA-like. The record is from RefSeq and is a predicted model, not a curated record. Bases 171 to 866 code for a protein of 231 amino acids. The transcript has 5 exons. NCBI's taxonomy places the organism in Eukaryota, Metazoa, Arthropoda, Insecta, Diptera, Culicidae.